AUGCCUGAUGUACUUCGUUCUUUUCAAGACAUCGAGUUUCUUCGAAAUCGCUUGGGGGCACUGCGUCAAGAAUUUGAAGGUCGAUCCAACAAUAUGCAAGAUGACAACUGUGAAGAGGAAUACAACUUGCGCAGUCGCCUAGAAAAUACAAAUGAAGGACGAGGACGGCGAAGGGUUGAGAUUGCACAAUCCCAGCUUGAAGCAUUACACAAUGCAGGAGGCUUUCGUUGGAAUGAUGCUGCGCGUAUGUUACAAGUUUCAAGCAGAACCUUGGGCCGACGAAGACACGAAUUGGGCAUGAGGGUUGAAGGAAGAGAGUUCUCUGAUAUAAGUGAUAUCCAACUUGACAAUGUUGUUCGAGAAGUGCUGCAGUCUACUCCGUCUGCAAUAUUAAGGCUUGUUCAAGGAUCACUUAGACACAUACCUAAUUUUAGUGUGCAGUGAUAACCAAUUUGUGCAGUGAUAAAACUAAAAUGUGCAGUGAUAAAAUGUAAAAUGUGCAGUGAUAAAAUUUGCUGUGAUAAGUUGUUAAUUAACAAUUAACACGAAAAUCAGGCAAUGACAGAAGAACUCAGCUAAAAAUUCGUCUUGACACUCCUUGACAGUAUUAAUCUAAACAUUUUAAAUGAGAAUAAUUUGAAUGAAAUUGAAAUGAUAGCUGACAAAUUAUCGAACGUGCACUAAUAUUAUACUACUCCAGGUUUAUCAGAUGUCGAACAAAGUCUCGCACCAAAGGUCCCUUUAUGAGCCUGGAUGAUAAAGUGAAUGAUACUUAUCGUUUUGUCAUUAGUGUGUAAUCUUCAGAAUUCUAUAGAAUGUCUCCGCACAUUGCAUAAAAUUCCCUUUUAGAGAGCAUAGAUUACAAAAUUUUCUGUGGGUGCAUGCCCUUGGAAUUCCUCUAGAGGUUUGUCAGUCCUAAGCUGUCUAAGCUGCCUCUCAUUUGCCAAUACGAAAAUAUUUCUUUCUUGCAAGUAUGUGAUUAUGAAACUAUGCCGUCACAGAUAGUUGAAUCUAUAGGUGCUGUCAAAGGGGGCAAUUUUUCCUUGGGCCUUAGUUAAAGGGGGGCCGAAAUAAAGAAUUAAGUAAAAUAUAGUAUACACAUAUAUAUAACUGUCAAAGGACUUCCAGAAUGCAGGAUUUGGCCAUUUCUGGGACCUCAGAUUAUAAAAUUUCCCUGGUCCCUGGGGAGAAUGCCCGGGACCCCCUAAUGAUAGUGUUAGAAGAUGGAAUCACGUGGGGCACCAAGUAAAAUUUGGCCAUGGGUACGCAAAUGUCCCUGGGCAUGCCUGAGUGUUGUGCAGUGUAUGUUGGUUUUUGGCAUUUUUGAAUAUUAAUUGUAGCCUGUUUUGUGCAUAGUUACACAUUAUAAAGUGUGUUCAGAAAUUUUUAGGGCGUGCUUCUGCUCGGCUAAACUUUGCGCAAAAAUGUGCAGUGAUAAAAAAUUCUUAAAAUUAGGUAUGCUUAGACAGCAAAGCCUUGUUGUUCAAAGAUUAAGGGUACUUUAAUCGUUAAGGAGAGUAGAUCCAGUCGCUUCUACUUUACAAAAUGCAAGGCAAAUAAUCCGAAGAAAGUAUAACGUCAAAGCUCCCAAUUCAUUGUGGCAAGUAUAAUUUCUUUAUUCAUACUUUUACUGUAAUAGUUGGUUAGAGCUUUUGUUUGGGAUUGCAAAUAUAUAUGGUUCCACCCCACCCCUUACCAUCUAAGAAAUUGUAUUUUUGAAAAAUCUGACAAGAUCAGCCUGUUGACAUAUACUGUACAGUAGGACGCUGCACUUAGUGAUGGUUCACCAUGUUGCAAUUAUAAGUAAGCAAUUACUAUUGUCAUGAAAGAAACUGUUUUAUGUUAAAUGUGGGUACGCCAAAACUUUGUUACACACUCAAGCAACAGCAAAGUUUUGAUACAGUGUCUGCACAAGAACUUAAGCUAAAAAUGUUGGAUAUUUUAUUCUAGGCACAUAGAUGGAAACCACAAACUAAUUCAACCAUACAGAAUAGUUAUCAAAGGAGGUAUUGAUGGCUAUUCACGUUUAGUUGCUUUCUUGCAAGCAUCGACCAACAACGCCGCUGCGACUGUGUUGAAUCUAUUUCAUUCAGCAGUUGAGAGGUACAACCUACCAUCUCGGGUUCGUUCUGAUCUUGGUUUGGAAAACAUUGAAGUGGGAAGAUAUAUGCUUGAACAAAGGGGGAUUAAUCGUGGAAGUAUCAUUACAGGCACAUCUGUUCAUAACCAACGCAUUGAGCAACUUUGGCGUGACGUCAAUAGAGUUAUUGUUUCUCUUUUUCUGAAUAUUUUUUUAUAUCUCGUGGGGAAUAAUAUGCUAGAUCCAUCGAAUAAAAUGCACUUGUUUGUCCUUCAAUUUGUAUAUCUAGACUUAAUUAACAGUGCAUUGGAUCAAUUUCGUUCACAGUGGAACAAUCAUCCAGUGUCAACUGAAUGCAAGUUUUCAUCACAGCAGUUGUGGAUCAGGGGUAUGAUAACUCAGAGAAGUUCAUCAUCUACCGCGCAGUACAAGAUGUAGUGCAUCCUUCAAUUUUAGGCAUUGAUGAAGAUGGUCCUGUCCCAGAACAACAACAAAACUACCAAGUUUUGGUUCCUCAGUAUUCAAUUAACAUUACAGAUGAGCAAUUACAUCAUAUUAGAAGAGAAAUUCAGGCAGUGAGCGACAAUAAUGGAAUCACGCAAUAUAUUACAGCUCUUAACAUAGUAAGCUCUAUUCUUUAA
Paramuricea clavata is the source of this 2721-nucleotide messenger RNA. The record is from the annotation of a GenBank genome assembly. Lineage: Eukaryota; Metazoa; Cnidaria; Anthozoa; Malacalcyonacea; Plexauridae.